Molecule: messenger RNA, 204 nt
Organism: Saccharomyces eubayanus
Lineage: Eukaryota; Fungi; Ascomycota; Saccharomycetes; Saccharomycetales; Saccharomycetaceae
Gene: MIN7
Product: Min7p
Exons: 1
Coding region: 1-204 (67 amino acids)
Source: RefSeq, a predicted model, not a curated record
AUGCUAGCUAUGAAACCAUUUUCGCUGCUUUCGAAAUCAUACAAGCCGGGUGCUUCCAAUAAAAAAAUCACAACUUUAUUUUAUGUUGCAUACAUUGCUCUGGGACUGACAACACCUUUCCUUUUACCGGCGCAUGUGGCUUCCAAAGACACUCAUUACUACAAAGACGACUUUUGCUCUCAACGCUCAUACACGAGGUUUUAG